Molecule: messenger RNA, 2784 nt
Organism: Salvelinus fontinalis (brook trout)
Lineage: Eukaryota; Metazoa; Chordata; Actinopteri; Salmoniformes; Salmonidae
Product: zinc finger protein 135-like
Exons: 2
Coding region: 105-1358 (417 amino acids)
Biological process (GO): regulation of transcription by RNA polymerase II
Molecular function (GO): RNA polymerase II cis-regulatory region sequence-specific DNA binding; DNA-binding transcription factor activity
Source: RefSeq, a predicted model, not a curated record
UGGGAUUGGAAACGACUCUGUUUUGAUUUUGCAUUCAUUGCGUGGAGUAACAAAAUAUCCACCAACUGAACUGAAUAGGAUACCCGACUCUCAUUCGACUGAAAAUGUAUAAACUACAGUUGUUGCGUCUGUUUUUAAAUGAUCGUUUAACGGCGGCUGCUGUGGAGAUUUUCGGGGCAGUUGAGAAAACAGUAGUGGAGUACCAGGAGGAGAAUGAUCGGCUACGGAGUCUGCUGCGGAUCACACCAGAGAUACCGCUAUGUAGAAUAGACUCCCUGCAGCUCUCUGUCUCUGAAGAGGAGGUUCCCUCUGAGCAGGAGUGGAGCCCCAGUCUAGGGCAGGAGGACCCAGAGCCCACACAGAUUAAAGGGAAACAAGAGGAAUUUAGGACCAAUCAGGAGGAAGACCAGCUUCCAGGGCUGGAGGCUGAUGUCAUAGAGUUCAUUUUCGCUCCUUCAGGUGUGAAAAGUGAAUGUGAUCUGGAGGACCCACUUUGGUCCUUGACUCUUCCCCAAACCAAGACUGUGGAGAACAGAGAGAGUCACUCUAAACCAGUGGAUCUGAAACCUUUUGGCACUGUGACCCAUAUUAAGGAUCUUCACAUUCCCUGUUUAUCGCCAUAUAAUCAAAGCAAUGCCUCCAGCCACAGUUCAGCCAUAAGCAGUGACCCAGUAGGACUUGACAUCAGCCCACCAUUAGAUCCAAACACGUCAAUGGGGGAACACUAUUCCAAACCCAGCACCACGUCUAGAAAAACUCACCACUGCCGAGACUGUGGUGAAACGUUUCCUCUGAAAGCUGACCUGCAGAGGCACGUGACUCUUACCAAGAAGAGACUCAGCGAAUGUCACUUCUCCAAUAAACAGUACAACUCCACCUGUAAACCGGAAGCCCAUGUCCAACUCUGUCACAUGGAGAAAUGCUGCACUUGCCCUAUUUGUGGCAUGACCUUCAAACACAAGGGAGAUCUGUCCAGGCACAUGGGUAUUCACACAGGAGAGAAAUCAUUUAUCUGUGGUGACUGUGGAAAAAGCUUCUAUCAGAAGGGACACCUUACAGAUCAUAAACGGACUCACACAGGAGAGAAACCAUUUAGCUGUGGUGACUGUGGGAAAAGCUUCAAUUUGAAGGGGAACCUAAGAAAGCAUAAACUGACUCACACAGGAGAGAAACCAUUUUGCUGUGGUGACUGUGGGAGAAGCUUCAGUCUCAAUAUGAACUUAACCAGGCAUAAACUGACUCACACAGGAGAGAAACCAUUUAGCUGUGGUGACUGCGGGAAAAGCUUUACUCAAAAGACUAACCUGCUGACACAUGUCAAAAACAUCCACAAAGGAGGAAAACAGGAUGAAAACUGAAAGAAAGAAAAUGAGGACAAAGAUGUUCUGUCAGAAGAUGGGAAUAACAGGCAGGAUGUGGACAACACUUUUAAGUAGGGCUGGUAUAUACAGUGGGGCAAAAAAAGUAUUUAGUCAGCCACCAAUUGUGCAAGUUCUCCCACUUAAAAAGAUGAGAGGCCUGUAAUUUUCAUCAUAGGUACACUUCAACUAUGACAGACAAAAUGAGAAAAAAAAUUCCAGAAAAUCACAUUGUAUGAUUUUUAAUGAAUUUAUUUGCAAAUUAUGGUGGCAAAUAAGUAUUUGGUCACUAACAAAAGUUAUUAUAACAAAACUCCUAGGUAGCCUAUUUUUUGGCGAGGAAGUACAGGUGUAUCCUACCACGGAAGCGUUUUGCUAUCUUCCACACCCCCUUUAAAUCAGCAGUUGUAUUGUCAGAGUAGAAAACCAUAAACACUUUUAAAACGAUAAGUAGCAUAUUGUUUUUAUCUAUAAAAUGGCUUCCACAACGAACUUAAUUUGUUUUGAGCACUUUACACAUUUUGUCACGGUUCACGAAUCCACUGCCUCCCUCUCUCUUUCUCUUUUUCUCUCUCUCUCUCUCUGUCUCUCUCUCUCUCUCUCUCUCUCUCUCUCUCUCUCUCUCUCUCUCUCUCUCUCUCCCGUGUUUGUGUGGGCGUGGUUCCCAAUCUCGGCCUGAUUGUCUGCGCCAGCUGGAAUCACUUAUCUUCCCUUUAUAUGUUCUGUAACCAGUGUUUCUUGUUGUCAGAUCUUGUUUCUUCCCUGAGGUUGUGUCGUGUGUUCGUGCUCAUUCUCUCGCCGCUCUUGUGUGGAUUAUCUUCUGUGCUCCUUCCUACCCAUCCGGACACACUCUCCUGGAUUUCUCAGCACGCUAUCAUCGGAAGAUGCGCCCUAGUCCCUGGGUCGGAUUCCGUCUGAGUACAGUUUGUCUGUCCUGUUGCUGCUGUAAACUGUAUUCAUUAAACCAUUGUUGCUUGCAUCUUGCAUCCGCCUCUGUAUUGUCACACAUUUAGUUUGGGAUCCAAAUUGUAUUUGUCACAUGAACGGAUACAACAGGUGUAGACCAUACAGUGAAAUGCUUACUUACAAGCCUUUAAUUAACCAACAAUGCAGAUUUAAGAAGAAAAAAAGUGUUCGAAAAGAAUUUACUAAACGUAAUUUGCCUAAUGAUGCAAGAGGGGAGGAACGUCUCAUUUCAAACAAGCGCAUUUCCAUCCACUUUCACUCUCCUCGAUUAACUUCGACCUUUUUCAAAGGGAGGCGAGAGAGGACUGAGGAGAGAGGACGCAAGAGUUUAUAGCAAAUCUAAUUGUAUAAAAAGGUAAUUUUUUAAAUUUUCAUUGUCCGGGAGAAUCUCAAUGGCGUACUCCUUGCGUCCUCUCACGUCUCUUCGCCUCCUUCUUAAAACCUAUUGGAUGAGCAAGCC